Molecule: messenger RNA, 2587 nt
Organism: Triplophysa rosa
Lineage: Eukaryota; Metazoa; Chordata; Actinopteri; Cypriniformes; Nemacheilidae
Product: zinc finger protein OZF-like
Exons: 3
Coding region: 1-1485 (494 amino acids)
Source: RefSeq, a predicted model, not a curated record
AUGUGUUCUGUCACACUGGUGGACUGCAGGAAACUGAUGGAGAUGAAAACUGAACUCAUAGUAAAGGAAGAACAGACUGAUGAAGAUGAGAAUCAUGAUGAUUUUGUUCCUGCAAUCAAACUGGACACAAAAACAGAACCCACAUCAGAGGAAGAACAGCCUGAAGAAGAUGAGAAUGAUGAUUUUAUUCCUUCCGUGUCACGUGAGUUACUGUUUCAUAAAAGUCUUUCCUGCAUCACCUGUGGAAAGACAUUCAGUUCACAGAGACGUUUAGAGACACAUGAGAGAAAACACACAGAACAGAAACUCUUCACCUGCACCAGAUGUGACAUCAGCUUUCCUACCUUACAAGAGAAGAAACUUCAUUCACAAGAGCACAGAGACCACAAACACUUUCACUGUCAGCAGUGUGGGAGAGCUUGUGUCUCGUCUUCUAGUCUGAAACGUCACAUGAGGACACACACUGGAGAAAAACCUUUCCACUGCAGUCAAUGUGGCAAAUAUUUCAGCAGCAAACAAUAUCUUGUUAUUCAUCAGAGAAUUCACACGGGAGAAAAACCGUACGAGUGUCCUCACUGUGACAAGAGAUUCAACCAUGGAAGCAAUCUGAUGAAACAUGUGCGAUUACACGCAGAUGAGAGACGGUAUCACUGCAGUGAAUGUGGGAAGACCUUUAAGCAGGUAAAUUAUCUAAAGUCACAUCAAAAAGCACACUCUGAGGAGAAACUCUUUCCGUGUUCACACUGUGAGAAACGUUUUGUUAAUAUAUCGUGCUUGCUACGUCAUGAGCGAAUUCACACUGGAGAGAAACCUUACCUCUGCUCCAUCUGCGGAGAGAGAUUCACUCACUUCGCAAGUUUCCAGAAUCAUCAGAAGAAACAUGCUGAAGAACAAACUGGUCUAAAGUCGCACCAAACAACACGUACUGAGGAGAAACUCUAUCAGUGUUCACACUGUGAGAAACGCUUCCGUCAGAAAUCAAGUCUGAUAGCUCAUGAGAGAGUUCACACUGGAGAGAAACCUUACCUCUGCUCCAUCUGCGGAGAGAGAUUCACUCACUUCGCAAGUCUUAAGAAUCAUCAGAAGAGACAUGCUGAAGAACAAACUGGUCUAAAGUCGCACCAAACAACACGUACUGAGAAGAAACUCUAUCAGUGUUCACACUGUGAGAAACGCUUCCGUCAGAAAUCUAAUCUGAUAGCUCAUGAGAGAACUCACACUGGAGAGAAACCUUACGUCUGCGCUCACUGCGGAAAGAGAUUUUCUGAUCGUAGUACUUUUAGGGUUCAUCUGAGAAUCCACACUGGAGAGAAACCUUAUCACUGCAGUGUUUGUGGGAAGAGUUUUAAUCGUCAUCACCAUUUAGAGAGACACAAGAGACAUCAUCACACUGGAGAAGACCCUCAUCUCUGUAAUGUUUGUGGGAAACGUUUCACUCAACAAACUGCUCUUCUUAAUCAUCAGAGACUUCAAUGUGGUUCUUAAUUGUUCUCAGUGUGACAAGACGUUUGUUUAUUCAGGUAGCUUGAGAAUCCACGAGAGAAGAGAGAAACCUUCUCCAUCUGCAGUGAGAGAUUCGCUUAUUUAACAGGUUUUAAGACUCAUCAGAAGAAACAUGCUGAAGAACAAACGGCACUGGAAUCAUCAUAGCAUCUAUAACCUGGAAUAAUUCCCCUCGCAGUUUUCUUCUGUGUACUAUGUGCUAAUUUAAAUGAUUCUGUUAUUCUCUUCAUGUCUUUUCUCGUGUAUGAAUUCAAAUGAAUCUGUUUUGUGUUGUAUGUUUGUUAGAUACAACAUCAUUAUUAUUAACGUCUUGUGCUUAUAACAGUUUGCAGUUAAGAUGAGCAUAUUUUGUGUUCACAGUAUAGCACGGCCUCUCGUAUCUUAUCGCUACUUAACUGUUAAGACUGAAUGGGCAGGCGAACUCGUGAACUGUGUAUUCUUUAAUAAAAUGUGAGGGGAAGAGACUUUGCUUGAAAGGUAUCAUUUGCUAUUUUGUAUUGUCAUUUCGUUUGACCUACAUAGUUCUUUUUACUAACUGACAGGUCCCGGUCCCGUUCCGCGAUCGACACCAGACAACAGAGGAACAACCAGGGAAAUAUAGUAAUGGCAUAAUUAACUGUAUUCCUCUGUUGUCCGACGUCGACCACAAAACAAGACCAAACCGUCGAGCUUGUGCAGAGGCAGCAGCUUUUGCCAGAGGGGAACUGGAAUCCCCUGGUUGGGCCUGGGUUCUCCUGAGGUUUUUUUUCUCCAUUAGAGUUUUGGGUUCCUCGCCACCGUUUGCAUACUGUUUUUUGCAUCUGCCUGACCGGGGGGCUGCUUUAGGAUUUUAAAGUUUUAAUUAAUAUUGCAUAUAGGAAUUUAUAGUCUGUUAUAUUUGACCUGUGCUCCUCUCUCCUUUAUCCUAAAUGUGUGCUCUCACUGAGCGUGUGUGUCUGUGGGUGUGUCCGUUUUCUGUGUUUUCACCUUUUUCUUGUUUUUGCAGGUACAACUUUAAUUGUUUUGCUUAUAGUCAAUAUGUCUCAUGUACAGCUGCUUUGUAACAAUGAAAAUUGUAAAAGCGCUAUAUAAAUAAAGUUGAGUA